Molecule: messenger RNA, 1566 nt
Organism: Thamnophis sirtalis
Lineage: Eukaryota; Metazoa; Chordata; Lepidosauria; Squamata; Natricidae
Source: RefSeq, a predicted model, not a curated record
CUUGCCCAGACGCCUCCGCUCCCCAAGCCCAGAGCGCAGAGGAGAAGAGGAGGACUCGGAGACUCAGACGGCUCUUGACUUCCCGACUUGCUCGUCUCCCCUAUCCAGCCUUGCCAGACCCCCAACUUCCCCCCCCCCUCCAAGUCCUUCCGCGCGCGAUCGCCCGCCUUUCCUGCUUUUGUUUUCAGCCCCGCGCCGAGGAGGAAAGCCUGCCGUCGGAGCGCAGCCAUGGCGCAGUUUGGACUUCGGGGUUGGCUCUUCGCCGUGGCCUUGAGCGCGACUCUCCGCUUCGGGCGAGCAGAAUACGAGUACAUAAUAAGAGUAAAUCAGGGGUGUCCAACUUUGGCAACUUUAAGCCUUGUGGACUCCAACUCCCAGAAUUCCCCAGCCACGAACAGUGAGCUCUUGCGGUUUAAGGCUCGCAAUCAACGUUGCUCUUUCUCCCAUCCCCAGUGGCUCCGUGCUUGGAUCUCUCUGGACCAGUCUCACAACUUGCGUUGCUGGUUUUAUGACGUCGAUGUGAGUCGCGACAACGGGCGCCUCCUGCUGACCAUCAGCGACAUCCAAACUUGGCACGCCGGACCCUAUCGCUGUGCCAGCCUGAACGCCACCGACAACACCACCGUCUCGGAUGAACUGGACUUGAAGAUGGAGUAUCUGCACAACGUCUUUAUCAGCCACCCCAACUCCUGGUGUGGCACUGUAGGGGAAUCCAUCUCGGUCCUUGAAGGAGACAACCUGCAACUUCAGUGUUCAGCAGACGCCUCCCAGGCACCAGUCUAUGAGUGGACUCGAGAGGGAGAUGACUGGAUCCUGCCCUCGGGUUCCUUAAAUCUCUCCAAGCUCACCCAGGAGCAAGCCGGGACCUAUACUUGCCAGGCCCACCAUCCAACUUUGCCUAAGUUGACCAAGAGCAAAUCAGUCCGCGUGGUCGUGGAGAGCGCCAAGCGCAGCUUUAGUUUUGAGUCCGUGCUGUCCCUCAGCACCCCGAUGCUGGCCCUGGCCGUGGCCCUCCCAGCCGUGCUGUUGCUCUUGCUGAUCUUGGUCUUCGCCUUCCUCAUUCCCCGUCACCGGGCAGCCGUCCAGAAGAAAAUGGCUUUGGCGGAAUCCGGCCAGCGAACCCCCAUUUACAAAGGCAGCCUCGACUCUGUGCCUUCUGUCGCGGGAGACACCCAGCCUCUGGUGAUGUGAAGCAGAUACACCGGAUGAAACGAACUUUUUCAAGAUCCAACUUUUUUCCCUGUAUUGAUUAUGGACUGGCGGCAAUAUCCUUGGUGUACAGUAACGUUGUUUUUGUGUAUAUUUGGGAGAAUUGUUAUCUUGACUUUUUUUGGGGGGGUGGGGGGACCUGUUUGGAAGAAAUUGAGAGUGGGGGCAGCAAUGAUGUUGGGAGUUCCUAUGAAUUUCUCCUUUCCAGCUACAAUCUGCUCUUUGCCUGCCAUUCUGUUACUAGGCUAAAAUGCUCUUUUUUUCUAUGGCUCACUUGGCCAAUAGCUACAAUAUCUGCUUGUUCUCCAGCCGAAGAAAAUUUGUAAUAAAGAGAGAAGCCUUAUUUAAAAAACGAAA